Molecule: messenger RNA, 351 nt
Organism: Funneliformis mosseae
Lineage: Eukaryota; Fungi; Glomeromycota; Glomeromycetes; Glomerales; Glomeraceae
Source: the annotation of a GenBank genome assembly
AUGCCUUCACUUACUGUGAUUCUUUUGUGUAACUCAUCAGGAAUUAAUAACAUUAUCUGGAAUCAGAGCAAAGAGAUUGCGAAGUCAAAAGUUCAUUUGUCACUCAGUGAACUAAUAACUAAGAUAAAUAUCAAAACAACUAUUAUUGAUAAAAUUGGCAAUUCAAAAAGCCAAAGGUAUUUCUUUAAAAACCUUGCUAGAUAUCAAUCUCAAGAUAAUAAAAAUCACGUUAUAUCUAAUGAUUCAGGAAAUAAUUUGAAAGAGACAUCAGAAUCAAUAGUUGGGAAAGUAAAAAGAACUCUAUUGACAGUAGACAACAUUGAUUUGAAGAAAAUUUUUAUAGAUUACUGA